Molecule: messenger RNA, 1557 nt
Organism: Emiliania huxleyi CCMP1516
Lineage: Eukaryota; Haptophyta; Isochrysidales; Noelaerhabdaceae
Exons: 6
Coding region: 151-1557 (468 amino acids)
Cellular component (GO): cilium
Source: RefSeq, a predicted model, not a curated record
CCGCCCCCACCCACCCUCGGACUCGGCUCGUUUGGCGGCGUGCCCGGCCGGCGCGCCGCCGCGCCGCCGCCCGCCUACGCAGGCGCGGCGGGCGGCGCGUCCCCCGAGCCGCCACCCGAGCUGCGAGCGGCGCAGCAGCGGAUCGACGAGAUGGCGCGAGACGCGAUGGCGCGCCGCCCCGCCGAGCCAGCUCCUGCCCCGCCGCCGCCGCCCCACCCUCGCAGCCCGCCGCCGUCCGGCGCCGCCCGCGCCGCUCCUACGCCGCCGUUGGCCGGCGGGAUUGUGCGGCCACCGUCCUCGAGGCAGCGGUCGCCGCUGCCACCGCCGCUCUCGCCGCCGCUGCCGCAGCCGUCGCCUCCGCCGUUAGCUUCGACAGGCGUGGCAUCGCCAGCGGAGGAGCAGCAGCGGCGGCGGGAGCAGCAGCAGCAGCGGCGGCAGCAGCAGCAAGCAGAGCGACAGCGGGACGGCGGGGAGGAGCGGGGGGCGGAGCAGCAGAGGGGGGAGAAGCGUGGCGGCGGAGGCCCCGGAGGCGUUCGGCGCGCGACCAACCAGCGCGAGCACGACGAGCGACCGAUCGCGGCGGCGCCUCUGUCCGGCGCGGAGAGCGAGGCGGCGGAGGGCGUGGACGACGUCCCUCCGCCCGAGCCGCUCGAGGCUGCGAGCCGCAAGGAGGCGGAGGCGUGCGGCUUGCUCGAGCUGUACGGCGAGGAGGUAGCCGCGCGCGUCUUCUCUCGCAGCUGGCAGGUGCGCCAGUCGGGUAUGGCGGCCGCCGCGGCGAAGGCGCCGUCGCUCGUCGGCGAGCGGCGUGCCCUCGCCGCCGCCGCCAAGGUGAUGCUCAUCGGAGCAUCGGACAAGAUGGCGCGCCCUCAGCCUCGCAACAGCCGGCCGCCGCCGUUUCUCCGCCCGUCGCUCACCCGGCGUGUGCGCGCCGCGCCAGGCGCGCUCGGCUCGCGCGACGCGGAGCGAGAGCUGCGCCCGCUCCUCCUCUCCUGGCGAGACAAGCUCUCCGACUCGAACGGACGCGUGCGCGAGGCGGCCGAGGGCGCCCUCCUCGCCCUCUGCUCUCUGCCAGCGAUCGGGCCCUCCGCCGUCGGUGCGUUGCUCGUCGCGCCGCUGCCGCCGGCCAAGCGGAACAGCUCGCAGGCGUGGCUCGGCCGGCUCGCGCCGCUGCAGCGCCUCCUGCGCGAGCAUGGGCCGCAGGGCGGCGAGGAGGCGGGCGGGUUCGAGGUCGGGCCUGACCAGUGCCAGUUUUGCUUGCGGCGCGACGCGGCGUGGGUGAGCGAGGAGGCGCUCGACCUCCACUUUUGGAAGGAGUGCCCGCUCCUCACCUCGUGCGAGCAGUGCGGGCAGGUGGUCGAGGCUGCCGGCCUUAACGAGCACCUCCUCUCCGAGUGCGACUGCUCGAAGCCCUUCCGCUACGGUCCGCCGCUCGGCGAGGACGCGGAGUACGUCGGCUGCCCGUUUUGCCAGCAGCCACUGCCGUCGGACAUCGACGGUUUGCGGCGCCACCUCGCCCAUGAGUGCGCCGCAAACCCGCGCCUCAUGGACCAGCAAUAG